AUGUCUAACCUCCCCCAGGUCCGUUGGGGUAUCAUUGCUACUGGCAUGAUAUCCUCAUGGUUUGUGGAGGAUCUGGUUCUCGACUGGCCGGAAUCCAAAGUAGAGCAUGUUGUCCAAGCUAUUGGUACUUCAAACAUUGAAAAGGGUCAGGAAUUUGCGACCAAGUACUGCCCAAAACAAAGCCCAAAGGUCUAUAGCUCUUAUGAAGAAGUCUAUCGCGAUGCAGAUGUGGAUAUUGUAUAUAUCGGAACCCCACACGGGUUCCAUUAUCGUGAUUGCCUGGAAGCGAUCUCUGCCGGGAAGAAUGUCUUGUGCGAGAAAUCUUUCACUCUGAAUGCCAAACAGUCAAGGGAGAUAUUCAACGCCGCUCGUGAAAAGAAUGUAUACGUGGCUGAAGCUAUGUGGCUCCGACAUCGACCUCUUUUCAUCGAACUCCAGCGAUUGCUCCACGAAGAGAAGAUCAUUGGGGAUGUCUUCCGGGUGUUCUCGGAUUUUGCAUCUGGUGUUGAUGUUGCCUCACUUCCAUCCACAUCCCGAUACCGCAAUCUCGCAUUAGGAGCGGGGUCAUUGUUAGAUAUUGGGGUGUAUUCACUUACCUGGGCGAGAUUGGCGCUGGGUGGGAGUGCACCCGAUCAGGCAGAGAUGCCGCGGAUUCUGGCUGCGCAAACCCAUGAAGAAGGGGUUGAAGUGACCACCAGUGUGGUCUUGCAGUAUCCCUCGACUGGAAAGCAGGGUAUCGUUACUUCAACCACCAAAGCCCUCGGUGCUCCUGGUGAAGUCUUUGCUGUUAUACACGGAACCAAUGGUUACAUUGAGGUAGAAGGUAGGACGCCAUCUGCGCCGGAAUCUUUUACUGUGUGGACGAAGCAGGAAGGGAAUCCCGAUCGUGCAUAUUUCCCCAGGGAGAUCUGUCAAGGGAAAAAAUAUGAGUUUCCGACUCUGGGACGUGGUUUUGUCCAUGAGGCUGAACAAACGGCACUUGAUAUUCUCGAAGGCAGGAAAGAGAGCAGGGUCAUGCCGUGGGCUGAAACACUGUAUAUGAUGGAUAUCAUGGAUGAGAUCAGACGGCAGGGUAACACAAUCUAUCCUGGAGAGUGA
Molecule: messenger RNA, 1098 nt
Organism: Penicillium crustosum
Lineage: Eukaryota; Fungi; Ascomycota; Eurotiomycetes; Eurotiales; Aspergillaceae
Product: Gfo/Idh/MocA family protein
Exons: 2
Coding region: 1-1098 (365 amino acids)
Molecular function (GO): nucleotide binding
Source: RefSeq, a predicted model, not a curated record